Molecule: messenger RNA, 426 nt
Organism: Branchiostoma belcheri (Belcher's lancelet)
Lineage: Eukaryota; Metazoa; Chordata; Leptocardii; Amphioxiformes; Branchiostomatidae
Exons: 2
Coding region: 58-426 (122 amino acids)
Source: RefSeq, a predicted model, not a curated record
AGGAAAUAUCUACAGUCAACAGCGUUUUCCUUGCCCAAGAGGAAGCGUUUCCCCGCCAUGGCGUCGGCUUUUCCCUGUCUUUUAACGCUCCUUGUGACGUUUGUGUUUCUGUGCUCUGCCCAGUCGGUCUGUAAGCCACCGUCAGACGAGAAAUGUGUGUGUAAUUGUAACCCGGUAACGACUUGCAAAAACGACGACGCGCUGAACACAGAGCUGAAGCAGCUCAAAACUACCAUGGGCCAACUCAUGCAGACCAUGUCGGACUGGCGGAACGAAACCGCAUCCCUGGUUGUCUCGAUGGAACAGCUCUUACAGGAGAAGAAUAAAACUCAACAGCUUCAGUCAGAGUCCGACGCUAGAGGCAGAAGGAUCCAGGAAUUGGAGCAACGGAACUGCACCAAACAAAGUCCUAGUACGUCAUGCUAA